AUGGCGGCAGUGGCGCUGAGACUCGGGGUCGGGAUCCUCCUCCUCCUGCUGCUGCCGCCGCCGCCGCCGCCGCUCCCGGCCGUUAAGGGGGUCUCGGGGCAGAGCCGCUCCGCCACUGCCGGGCCGCCGCCCCCGGCCGCCCCCUCUGUUCCAGAGACUCCGGACCGCCCCGCCGCCAGCCCCACAGCUCCCGGGCUCGGCCUGGGCUCCUCCCCAGCCCCGGCGUCGCCGCCGCCAGAAGCCCCCGCUCCGCCCGCCGCCUCCCCUGCGGCAGCGGCUCCGGAGGCCCGGGCUGGGCGCGGGCCUGCCCCAGUCACCGAGGUUGCUGCGUUGUGUGUCUGUGACCUCUUGGUGGCACAGUGUGAUGUAAAUUGCUGCUGUGACCCAGACUGCAGUGCCGCAGAUUUCAGUCUCUUUACUACAUGUUCAGUUCACAUUGUCACAGGUGACAGCCAGCUUUGCAGUCAGGAAGCAGCUAUAUAUUCAAUCAAUGUUGCAGCACAUCCACCUGAAAGGAUAUUUAAGUUAGUUGAUCAGAACAAUCCAAGUAUUUUCUGCAUUCAUGCUACAAACUAUAAACAAACACUGUCCUUUAUUCCUCCUGAAAUGCCUACUUCACAAAAUUUUGAUAGUUUGCUUAAACAGUUUGAAGGUGUUACCUUCAGUGCUGAAUCUGAUGUUCUCUUGAAUACUGAAUCAGAUGCUCAGAAUUCCUCUGAUGCAAAUGAAACUGCUAGAUAUGAGUAUGGUGUUCCUGUACAGACGGCUGAUGCAUUUCUGAGAUGGCCUGCUCCUCUUGUCUCCUCUCAGUGCUCUGAUGCUAAUCCUGCAGGUUUUCUAGUAAACCAGGCUGUGAAAUGCAGUAGAAUGAUAAAUGUGGGAAAUUGUAACACCACUCAAGCACUUAGUAUGCUGUUCUACGCCAACUCCAGCAUUUUAGCAGUACCUAAGUCAAGUCAGAUGGUUAACGUUACUGUCCAGACCAUAACUAUCCAGUCUUUGAGUGGAACACGUACUCUGCUUAACAGUAGUGAUGUCCUUUUGCUCCCCAAGUAUUUGGAUGAUCAAGUGUGCAUAAAUGUAGUUCUUGGGGUGAGUUAUUCUAUUACAUACACCGAUGCAGGAGAAAUAACAGCUGCAGCUGUUUCUUUUGUCCUGGGGACAAUUAACAAUACAAGGCUUCCAAUACAGCAAAGCUUUGAAAUUACUUUUACUCAGCUAAACACAAAGCCAGUCCCGCUUAGUGGAAAUCCUGGUUAUGUUAUUGGAUUGCCUCUGAGGGCAGGAUUUAGACCUCCUGGAUCUGGCAUUAUUCAGAGUACUAAUACAUACGGUCAACUUACUAUUUUGCAAAGCUCAUCGAAUCAGGACUGUCUUGCAGUAGAAGGAGUCAGAACCCCAGUAUUAUUUGGUUAUAAUAUGAUAUCUGGCUGUAAACUAAGAAUCACUGCAAGUACAGAAUGUCAACCCUUGGCCAAUAUCAUCCUGAAUGUACUGAAAGGACAAAAUUUUCCAGAAUAUGUAGCUUCAUUUGGAAAUUCUCAGGCCCAAGAUGUAUUGGAUUGGGUGCCAAUCACUCACAUCCAGUCUUCAGAACAGGGUCUAUGCCAAAUCCCAGUAUCAUUUGAAAUAGAAGUGAAAUGGAGUAAAUAUGGAUCUUUGGUGAACCCACAAGCUAAAAUCGUGAACGUCUCAGCAAUGGUCAUUACCACCAUACUGGCCCAGACUAAUUUUGGAAGUGAAAAAACUAUUCAGAUAGGAAGUUCUGUUACUUUCAUUGAUGUUUCUACACCAGCAGAGCCAGGCUAUAAAGCUCAACCAACCAUUGAUGCCAAGUUACCCUUUGAUUUUUUUUUUCCAUUUGUUUAAACCCACAUACAAAUGAAAAUGAAGAGCAAGAACUGAAGAAAUAAUAUACUGCAAAGCAUUCAAGCCUGCUGCUGAGGACGCCUACCUUAUCUGGAUGUAGCUGAUGUGGUUCUGCUCUUGUUCAAAAUUGCACGUCCUGGGACUAAUUGCACAGUUAAGUUCAACAGCACCUCCGGAAGUGAAUGCUACCCAGCAACAGGAUGAAACGGCCAGAGCAAAGAUUAGCAAGGAAGCUACUCGGACAAAGACAAAUGGGAAUAGAGUAGGUGGUGAUUUAGAGACAGAAUAAUGCUGAGCUGGCUUCUUGAAUUGCAAACUCCUACUGGGUAUUGCAGAUGAAGAACACGCAGCAAAAACCAGUAACUCCUUGAAAUAAGUUGUGCCCCCAAUAUUCACAGCUUUGUAAAUAUCCGACUUUAUUUAAUGUGUUGCAGCAUUAACUGCACAGCUGUACAAUUCAAGAUUUAUGCACUACAUUGUUUAAGGGA
This is a messenger RNA of Gopherus evgoodei (Goodes thornscrub tortoise), 2357 nucleotides long. It is a transcript of the gene TCTN1, whose product is annotated as tectonic family member 1. Lineage: Eukaryota; Metazoa; Chordata; Testudines; Testudinidae. Bases 1 to 1869 code for a protein of 622 amino acids. The transcript has 15 exons. Gene Ontology annotation, biological process: cilium assembly; protein localization to ciliary transition zone. The record is from RefSeq and is a predicted model, not a curated record. Gene Ontology annotation, cellular component: MKS complex.